AUGGGGGCACUCUUCUUUAUUUUCCAGCCUAAAUACUAUAUAGAAAGGAUCGACAGGGCAUGUUCAUCGGCUUCUUCAACGCCGAAACCCCCAAUUUGCAUCGUCGGUGCUGGCGUAUCAGGCCUCACGGCAGCAAAAGCUCUAGAGGCAAAGGGUCACAAGACAGUUAUAUUUGACAAACGUGAUACUGUUGGCGGCAAAUGUCAGUCACACUAUGAAGACGGGCAAUUCUUCCCACUUGGCGCCGUUCUCUUUACAGAAUCCCCUAGCUAUGCAGAGACUUUCCAAGUCGUCAAAUCCUCUGGGGCCAGUUUUGACACAUUUGACCCCGCAUAUUCUUAUGACUAUAACCCAAACACUGGAGCCGCCGCUUUGAUGCAGCCGCUAGGUCCUGCCACUAUCCAAGCUUUACAGGAGGAGCUUGCACGUUAUACUAGUGUUUGGCAAACCAAAUUCGCUCCUUUUGGAGUUCCUGGCUAUAAGAAUAGUGUGCCUAAAGAGUUUACAGUCUCUGCUAAAGACUGGCUCCUGUCGAACAAAUUCCCUAUUAUAGCAUCCAUUAUUAACAGGGGCGCUGGGAACUAUGGAUAUGGCGACUACACUCAGAUUCCUGCUCUCUACUUCCUACAAUUCUUUACUCCAGACAUUAUUGGGAGCUUUAUUGGGACAGUUCAGCCUUAUUAUACCGACUUUCAUGAUAUUUUCAAACGUAUGGCCAAAACUAUCAAAGGGUCAAUUAAUCUUGGUGUUAAGAUCAAUUGCAUCAGUCGAGGUUCUCAGCCAAGUAUCACAUAUCGAAGCUCAAAAAGACAGUACACGAAAACACAGCACUACUCCGAUAUUAUUCUUGCAUUCCCUCCUACAUAUCAAGCUCUAAAAGAAUCAGGACUGGAUCUCUCAGCUGCAGAACGAAGUCUUUUUACGCAAGUUGGCGUCAACAGCUAUUUCUCAUCAGCAGUCCACAUGAACAAGCUCGGCCACAACCUGACCGUAUCCCAAGAACUGCCAGACCCUCUGACUCCUUUCAAAGCUAAAGGUCAACCUGUGUACAUCGUCCCGUUGCACCCAGAGUCAAACAUCAUCAGCAUUUACUCUGCAGAUAAUCCCGAGCAUCCUAGCGUGUCCAGAGUCAAGGGUCUUCUUGUUCGUGAUUUAAGCAAGAUCAACAAAGACCUGGCAAACCCUCAUGCUGUUAGCACAAAGAUUAACACCGUGGAUAUACGCGCUUUCAGUGGAGAGAUCGACUAUUUCCCUCACCUAGGGUCCGAGGCAUUAGUAGAUGGAUGGUAUGAGAAGUUCAAUGCUCUCCAAGGCAAGGAUCACACAUACUUCACUUCUGGACUGAAUAGCUUUGAACUGGUUGAGUACACUAUUCGGGCUGCUAGAGACUUAGUAGCGACGCACUUCUAA
Messenger RNA from Fusarium poae, 1410 nucleotides. RefSeq lists its product as uncharacterized. The transcript is spliced from 8 exons. Lineage: Eukaryota; Fungi; Ascomycota; Sordariomycetes; Hypocreales; Nectriaceae. Gene Ontology annotation, molecular function: oxidoreductase activity. The record is from RefSeq and is a predicted model, not a curated record. The coding region runs from base 1 to 1410 and encodes 469 amino acids.